This is a messenger RNA of Talpa occidentalis (Iberian mole), 6549 nucleotides long. It is a transcript of the gene MED14, whose product is annotated as mediator complex subunit 14. The record is from RefSeq and is a predicted model, not a curated record. Gene Ontology annotation, cellular component: mediator complex; core mediator complex. Lineage: Eukaryota; Metazoa; Chordata; Mammalia; Eulipotyphla; Talpidae. Gene Ontology annotation, molecular function: transcription coregulator activity. Gene Ontology annotation, biological process: regulation of transcription by RNA polymerase II.
GCUCACGGGCCGCAUCUUGUGCCGCUGCGCCAAGCCCAGCCCUGCGCCGCCAUGGCCCCAGUGCAGCUGGAGAACCACCAGCUGGUCCCGCCCGGAGGCGGUGGCGGGGGCAGCGGCGGCCCCGCGUCAGCCCCGGCGCCUCCACCCCCAGGAGCGGCUGUGGCGGCGGCCGCGGCGGCUGCAGCGAGUCCUGGCUACCGGCUGAGCACCCUCAUCGAAUUUCUGCUGCACCGGGCCUACUCGGAGCUCAUGGUGUUGACGGACCUGCUGCCAAGGAAAUCUGAUGUGGAAAGGAAAAUAGAAAUAGUGCAGUUUGCUAGCCGGACACGCCAACUCUUUGUUCGAUUAUUAGCUCUAGUAAAAUGGGCUAAUAAUGCUGGCAAAGUGGAAAAAUGUGCGAUGAUAUCAAGCUUUUUAGAUCAGCAAGCCAUCCUCUUUGUGGACACUGCUGAUCGCCUGGCGUCAUUAGCUAGAGAUGCCCUGGUCCAUGCACGUCUGCCUAGUUUUGCCAUCCCAUAUGCCAUUGAUGUACUGACUACUGGGUCUUACCCACGGCUGCCCACCUGCAUUAGGGAUAAAAUUAUUCCUCCAGAUCCAAUUACCAAAAUUGAGAAACAAGCCACACUUCACCAACUGAACCAGAUUCUUAGACAUCGGCUUGUAACUACAGAUCUUCCGCCUCAGUUAGCCAAUCUUACAGUUGCAAAUGGCCGAGUGAAGUUUAGAGUUGAAGGAGAAUUUGAAGCCACCUUGACCGUGAUGGGAGAUGACCCUGAUGUUCCAUGGCGUCUUCUCAAGCUAGAAAUUCUCGUUGAGGAUAAGGAAACAGGAGAUGGGCGAGCCUUGGUUCAUAGUAUGCAAAUCAACUUUAUCCAUCAGCUGGUACAGUCUAGGCUUUUUGCUGAUGAGAAACCUCUUCAGGACAUGUACAACUGCCUACAUUCUUUCUGCUUAUCACUUCAGUUAGAAGUGCUACAUUCCCAAGCUCUGAUGUAUCGAGAGCGGUGGGGAGACCUUGUGCAGGUGGAAAGGUAUCAUACUGGAAAGUGCCUUUCCCUCUCAGUUUGGAAUCAGCAAGUUCUUGGGAGAAAAACAGGAACGGCAUCUGUUCACAAAGUUACAAUUAAAAUUGAUGAGAAUGAUGUCUCCAAGCCUUUACAGAUUUUCCAUGAUCCUCCUUUGCCAGCUUCUGAUUCCAAAUUAGUAGAAAGAGCCAUGAAGAUUGAUCACUUAUCAAUAGAAAAACUCCUGAUUGACAGUGUGCAUGCGAGGGCUAAUCAGAAGCUCCAGGAACUGAAGGCCAUUCUUAGAGGCUUCAAUGCCAAUGAAAACUGUAGGUUCCUUUACACGACACUAGAUGACAUGGAGAAAUCUGUGAAUGAUGAUAUGAAACGGAUCAUUCCUUGGAUUCAGCAACUUAAGUUUUGGCUUGGACAACAGCGUUGUAAACAGUCUAUUAAACAUCUCCCUACAAUAAGCACUGAAACAUUGCAGCUGUCCAAUUACUCAACCCAUCCUAUUGGAAACCUUUCGAAGAAUAAACUGUUCAUUAAGCUUACCCGUCUUCCACAAUACUACAUUGUUGUGGAAAUGUUGGAGGUUCCCAAUAAACCCACACAGCUGUCAUACAAGUACUACUUCCUGUCUGUGAGUGCUACAGACCGUGAAGACAGCCCUGUGGUGGCACUCCAGCUGCAGCAGUUCAAGGAAAAUAUCCAGGACUUGGUUUUUCGUACAAAAACUGGGAAACAGCCCAGAACCGGUACCAAGCGCAAGUUGUCUGAUGAUCCAUGUCCGGUAGAAUCCAAGAAAACCAAACGAUCAGGAGAAACGUGUGCCUUCAAUAAAGUUUUAGCUCACUUUGUCGCUAUGUGUGAUACAAAUAUGCCAUUUGUAGGACUUCGGUUAGAGUUGUCUAAUCUGGAGAUUCCACAUCAAGGAGUGCAAAUGGAAGGUGAUGGCUUCAGCCACGCAAUUCGCUUACUGAAAAUUCCUCCCUGUAAGGGUGUAAAUGAGGAAACCCAAAAAGCUCUGGACCGUUCUCUUCUCGAUUGCACUUUUCGAUUACAAGGUAGAAAUAACCGCACAUGGGUGGCAGAGUUAGUGUUUGCAAAUUGUCCACUUAAUGGCACUUCUACCAGGGAGCAAGGACCAUCCCGGCAUGUUUAUCUGACAUAUGAAAACCUGUUAUCUGAACCAGUUGGUGGUCGAAAAGUGGUUGAAAUGUUCCUUAAUGACUGGAAUAGCAUUGCACGAUUAUAUGAGUGUGUUUUAGAAUUUGCACGGUCUCUACCAGACAUACCUGCUCAUUUAAAUAUUUUCUCAGAAGUUCGUGUUUAUAAUUACCGAAAACUUAUCUUGUGUUAUGGAACCACCAAGGGAAGCUCAAUUAGUAUCCAGUGGAAUUCCAUACAUCAGAAAUUUCACAUUUCUUUGGGAACUGUUGGCCCAAACUCAGGUUGCAGUAACUGUCACAAUACCAUUCUCCAUCAGCUUCAAGAAAUGUUCAACAAAACACCAAAUGUGGUUCAAUUAUUACAGGUACUGUUUGAUACUCAGGCUCCGUUAAAUGCCAUCAACAAACUCCCCACUGUGCCGAUGUUGGGCUUGACCCAGAGAACCAACACUGCCUACCAGUGCUUCUCCAUUCUGCCACAGUCAUCCACCCACAUCAGGCUGGCCUUCAGGAACAUGUAUUGCAUUGAUAUAUACUGUCGGAGUCGAGGUGUUGUGGCAAUACGGGAUGGUGCCUAUAGUCUUUUUGAUAAUAGCAAGUUAGUAGAAGGUUUUUAUCCUGCACCAGGACUAAAGACAUUCCUGAAUAUGUUUGUUGACAGCAAUCAGGAUGCUCGAAGAAGGUCUGUGAAUGAGGAUGAUAAUCCCCCUUCUCCCAUAGGAGGAGAUAUGAUGGAUUCUUUAAUCUCACAGAUCCAGCCACCACCCCAGCAACAGCCAUUUCCAAAGCAGCCCGGAUCAUCAGGCGCUUAUCCUCUUACUUCGCCCCCUACAUCUUAUCACAGUACAGUUAACCAGUCUCCUUCUAUGAUGCAUACACCCUCUCCAGGAAAUCUGCAUGCUGCCAACUCCCCCAGUGGGGCUUUGAGAGCCCCAUCACCAGCGUCAUUUGUUCCAACUCCUCCCCCAUCCUCACAUGGAAUCUCAAUAGGACCAGGGGCCAGUUUUGCUAGUCCUCAUGGAACUCUGGACCCUAGUUCUCCAUACACUAUGGUGUCGCCAAGUGGACGAGUAGGGAACUGGCCAGGAUCUCCUCAAGUGUCCGGCCCCUCACCAGCAACACGCAUGCCUGGAAUGUCACCAGCCAAUCCAUCACUACAUUCUCCGGUUCCUGAUGCUUCUCAUUCCCCUAGAGCUGGAACUAGUUCCCAAAUGAUGCCAACAAACAUGCCUCCGCCUCGUAAACUACCUCAGCGCCCCUGGGCGGCCUCCAUACCCACCAUCCUCACUCACAGUGCCUUGAACAUUUUACUGCUGCCCUCUCCAACGCCAGGCCUCGUGCCUGGCCUCGCAGGUAGCUACCUUUGUUCUCCACUUGAGAGAUUCCUUGGAUCAGUCAUCAUGAGGCGACACCUUCAAAGAAUUAUUCAACAAGAAACGCUACAAUUGAUAAAUUCCAAUGAACCCGGAGUGAUCAUGUUUAAGACUGAUGCGCUGAAAUGCAGAGUAGCCCUUAGUCCCAAAACCAACCAAACACUUCAGCUAAAAGUGACACCUGAAAAUGCAGGACAGUGGAAACCUGAUGAACUUCAAGUUUUAGAGAAAUUCUUUGAAACAAGAGUUGCAGGACCGCCAUUUAAAGCCAAUACUUUAAUAGCCUUCACCAAGUUGUUAGGAGCUCCUACACACAUCCUCAGGGACUGUGUGCAUAUUAUGAAGCUAGAGCUGUUCCCUGACCAGGCAACACAGCUUAAAUGGAAUGUUCAGUUCUGCUUAACGAUCCCUCCCAGCGCACCGCCAAUUGCACCUCCUGGGACGCCUGCUGUGGUGCUGAAAUCCAAAAUGCUAUUUUUUCUUCAACUAACUCAGAAAACGUCAGUCCCUCCCCAAGAACCUGUUAGUAUUAUAGUUCCCAUCAUUUAUGACAUGGCUUCAGGCACAACCCAGCAGGCAGACAUUCCCAGACAGCAGAACUCUUCUGUUGCUGCUCCCAUGAUGGUCAGCAACAUUCUGAAGAGAUUUGCAGAGAUGAACCCACCACGACAAGGUGAAUGCACAAUAUUUGCAGCUGUUCGUGAUUUAAUGGCUAAUCUUACACUGCCCCCUGGUGGGCGUCCAUAGACACUAUUGUUUUUAAACCAGGAAGGCUGACAAAUGAGACAAAACAACAAAAAAAAAAAAACAAAACAAAACUGAAUUCAGCCUUCAGUUUAAAAAAGAAAAAAAGGACUUUUUUUGACUUUAAGAGCUAAAUAUUCUAAACUGGCAAAAUUUUUCAGGGUGCACUUCUUUCAUCAAAAAGACCAUCAAUCUUUUGUAUAGUGAACUUGUAUAGUGUGUUUAAAUGGGACACCUUUCAAUCUAGGUAAUACAUCAGUGUCCGCUUGCCAGUAAUAGAUUUAAUAUUCUGUUUUAUACUAUAAAGUUAUGGAAAUGCCAAACUUGUUUAUUUAAUUGUUUUCUUAUGUUUUUGGGUGUAAUAGUCCUUUUUUGGUUUUUGUUUUGUUUUUUAAGGCAGGUCUGUCAUUUUUGAAUACUGUAAAACUGUGAUAAACUUUAUAUUGAAGCUGUAUUUUAAUAUGAUCGCUUUGAAACCUUACAUGAAAAUGUUUUGGGAGUUGUUAUAAACACAUCCCAAAGAAGCAAUAUUUAAUAAAACUAGGUUAAAAGCAAACAAACAAACAGUGACACUCACUUGUGUGUAUAUCAGCUUUAUAGACUUCUCAGGGCCUCCCUUCAUCUUUAAUCUGGUGGGGCCAGUAAUUAAUUUCUAAUGAUACGUGUCUGAAAUUUGACCAGAACGUCUACUUUUUUAUUUCAAGCUUAAUUCAUUUUCUUCAAACAUUCCUAACUUGACUGGUGAUUAACAUCUAGCACCUUGGUUGUCUUUCAGUAUAGGAUUUGAGUAAAAUAAAAGAAUCCAGUCUUUGAGAAGAAACAGUAAACUAGCUCAUGGAUCAAGGAUCCCAGAUACUGCAAUCAUUCUCAUCUGUUGAGGAUGUGGGAACUUUUUGUUAGGCAAAUUUAGUUUAAGUAUACUUAUACAUACAGCAUUAAUUAGGAAACUAGAACUUGAAUACAUUCUACCCUUGCGUGAAAUUUCUGUGAUGUUUCUUUAUCUUGUUUAACUUUCCUCCCUUACUUUCCCCACCAAAAUUGGGAUUGUUUUAAGCAAUCCCAGUUUAAUUCAUUGUCAACAAAAUGAUGAAAUAUUUUGCUUGGAGGAAGUCUGGUGCAGUCCCUCACUUUGAAGAAUCCAAGAUCCAGGGUCUGCCCAGGAUCAAGUGGAAUCUCUGAUACUGACACAUUGCAGCAGGGUUUCUUUUUGGAGCAUUCAUUUGUGUCUCUCCUAGUCAGUCAGGGACUUUUUUUAAGCUUCAAAGUCUAUGAAGAUCUUCUGAUGACUUGAUUAUUUGGGAAAGUUUUUUAAAUGCUAAUACCAUGCUGAAUAUCUGGUCACAGUAAUACAGGUUCUCCAUUAAAUUUUAGAUGCUUUGUCUAAUUCCAUUUUGAGGUGAUUUGAGCUUCUGUAACUAUCAACUGCCAAAUUCUAGUUUCAAGCAUCUAGCUGCCGCUGUAUCAUCUGUUCUCUACUUUGCUUGAUUCUCCGUAUCUUUCUGGUCAGAGUUGAGGCCUUCUUUGCCCUUCUGUGUCUUAUUUCUGCCUUCAUCUCCUGCUUCUCGCCCAACUCUGCCACCAUUCAGGAGCAGGUAGCUAAACUUUUAUCGUUUCCUUAACUUACCUUUUGUCCGUUUCAGUUCUCCUUCCAGUGGUAAUCACAUCAGUUUGGCAAUCUAAGAUGUCUUGUUCAAGGGCCAGCCCUUUUCUAUUUGAAACUGAAUCCUUUCUUUCAUGUAGAAAUCUACAUGUCUAUACAAGAAAUGUAUUUUUUAUCUGUAGGAUAAUGUCUCAAAUUUAUUGAUAGAAAUAACUUUCCAGCAUUUUCCCUUUUAAGUGUGGUUUUGAAAUGUCAGUUGCCUUUUUAAACAUGAUGCAUUCAGUGAGCAUUUUUUCCCCCUAAUUAUGACUUGUCUCUGAAUGCAUUGUACAAAUCAAAAAUAAUGUAGGAUUCAAUACACAGGAUUUGCUUUUGAUGCUCAUUAAGAGUAAACCCGUGAUUUUGAAUUUUGAUAUCAUGCUUGGUACUUGGAAUUGGUAUAUACUUUAUUAAAGCUUGAAAAAACUAGUAUUUGAAUCCUAGGUUUCAUCACAAACCAUGUCUUUUGCCUCUUUUGUUAACCUUUAAUUACCCAGGUUCAAUCAAAGGGACUGGAUGCCCAUAGUGAUUUUUCCUAAUAGGUGGUUUGGGUCUUAACUUUAAGGUGUUUUCAAUGUGAUUUUAGUAAUUUAAGUGAUAAAUAAAAUUUAUACAAG